AUGCAGCCUUCAAAUAAUUUAACUUACGUGCCUUAUUAUUAGCCACUUUCAUCACCUAAAUUACCUUUCUAGCAAGGCUAAUUACAAUAAACUCAUUAGUUCAACCUUUCUAAACCCACAAAUACUUUAAGUGGAUAAACAAGUAUAGGACAAACCGUUUUUACUUCUACAACGAACGUUACAACAGUGUUUCCUACUGUUAAUACUUUAAACUACAGCAACAUGCCUUUUUAAAACUCAAAUGCACUUAUUCAUUAGAAAACAGGAAAUAUUACAUCCAGUUCUGCAGGCAAUACAAAUUACUUAAAAUCCCCAAUAUUAAAUUCAGCAUAAAUAACAGCUACAAGUAGUACAGCAGGCAGUUUAUAAAAUAGUAACUUAGUUAAUUCAAUAGCUUUUAAUGAAUUUCAAAAUAAUUAGAAUAUCUAAGCUUAAAAUUAAAUGCUGAAUUCUAGAAAUACAAGAAGUCCAACUUCAAAAGGAGCAGGGCCUCUUCCUGCACUAAGAUCUAGUAGCAGUAAACACUCAAAUGAAAUAUAAAAUGAUAAGUAAUUCGAUAUAAAAGCAUAUAUUAAUAAGCAAUCGUUUGCAGGUAGUGCAACUUUUGACUCUAAGCCUAUCUUUUUCAGCUCAUUAACUAAUUCUUUUCAGCCACCAAGUAUUAAUAACAUACCAACUAGCUCUAAUAAUAUUACUACUACUACUAAUAUUCAAAAAUAAAAUAACUAAAAUAAUAACUUCGAAAUAUAAAUCAUCAAUAGAAAUGGCUUUUUUGAGGUUAAUUGUGAAUCUAUUCAUCAGUAAUCUUAAGAAAUUUUGAGUAAAUUAAAGAAUAAAUAGCUUAGUCUUUAAACUGUAAAACAAUUAAUAUCUGAAGUGAAAAGCUUAGAAACAAAAUAUUCUGAACUAUACAAUAAGUUAUGUUCCAAUUAUGAAGAGGUGCUUAUGGGUAAAUAGAUUCCUUAGAAUAAAUUAACACCUACUUUAGGAGAUAUCCCUUAAGCAUCUAAUAAUAAUAUUUAGGUUGAAAUUGAGCAGAGUCCAAGUAUAACAAUUACUCCCAUUGAAACUGAAAACAAAAUUUUAAAAAUCAACAAAAUUCCAUAAAACCUAAAAUUUUUAGGAGAAUAUGACCCAACCAUAACGCAACCUCAUACUACAACAGCCGCUUUUACUCUUAAAGAAGAUAAGAAGAUUCCUGUAAUAAAAAGCAGUAAUGAUGUAGCAAUAGUCUUAAACGAGAUUAAAUGUGAUUCGAGGAUUUAAACAACUGGAAAUUAUGAAAAAAUUUUUAAAACUGAAACAGAUGAAGAUCCUAGCGAUUAGUAUACCAAAGAAGAAAUUAAGCAAAGAUUUUUAGCAAUAAAUGACAAUGAUACGCCUUAACUUCUCGGCAUACCAGGUGAUGGGAAAAAAAAAAUUUCUAAUUCACCUAAAAAAUAUUCCUUUGAUGUUUCAAAUUUCCCCAACGAUUACUAAUCUUCAGACGAGAUAGAACGCCUAAUUCAGCAAUAUAGACAAAAUGGUAUGAGUAAAAGUGCUAACCACGAAGAAUAAAAAUAAAAUUAAGGAAAUGAAGGAUAAAAAAAGCCAAAUACUAGAGGCAAUUCUGCAUCAUAUAUUAAAUAAGAAAGUUCUGAGGUUUAGGAAGAAAAUUAAGAUAGUAAAAAUACUUUAAAAGUUGUUUAGAAUCAAUAAGAAAAACGUAAAUUAUCAGAUAUAGAAGAAACUAGUAGAGAUAAUACAGCCAAAAAGGAAACAGUCACUAAAGUUGAAUCCGAAAAAUAAUAAUCCUAAGAAACUUAGUAAUAAAUAUCCUCUACAACUGCAACUGCGGGAAGCUCCUCUCCUGGAACAAAUAAAAGUUCUAAAAAAAGCACUACUUAGGAUUUGCUAGAAAGGGUAAAUAAUGUCUUAUAAAGAAGUGAUUUGUUUUUGAUGAAGCAUUCUGAUAAAAAACUGAAAAAAGGACAAAGCAAAAACUUCAACAAUGUUACUGCAGAUGAUGCAGCUACUUCUAUAUAAAAAUUAGAUUAGUAACAAAUGCAAAAAGAGUAUGAUUAAAGCAGUGAAAUAAAAGCAAUCAUGGAUUAAAUUAAAAGAAAAUCUGAUUAUGCUUUGAAUGAUAACGCUUAGACAGGCAAUUAAGAAAAAGAAGUUAGAUAAAAUCUUAUAAUCAAGUUUUCUGAAUAGAGUCCUAAAAAUUAGGAUAAUGUUUUGAAUUCAAACAAAAAUAGAGAAAAUCGUUCUAUUAGUGAUUAUAGUGCAGAAAAGAAAAAGGAACAGACAAGAACGAGUAUUUAAAAUUUAGCUGAAUUAAUCAAAAAGAGUGCUGAAAAUACCCCUUAAUCAAAUCAAGCAGUUCAUGGAAGUGCAGUUAAUUCUGAAUAAAAUAAUUUAAACUCACCACAAACUGUUACUUCUUGUCAACCAAUUUCUCAUGAAGCAAAUUAAGGAAAGAGUACAUUUUCUAAAUUUGUCCAUUAUACUUAAAAUGCUACUUAAUUUGGUAGUUUUGCUUUUUCUUCUCCUAAGAAUACUCUAGGGAUAAAUGAACUUUUGAAUAAAUAUUCAAGUAGUGUAAAUAACUCUCCAAAGACGACUGUUUUAUAAGAUAAAGUUGAUGUUGUUGCUGAAGAUAAUUUAAAUUAAGAACAGGUGUCAUCUAACUAAAAUUCUAAAGUUCCAUCACUUGUUUAAAGCCCAUAAGUUUUAAUUUCUUUUGUUAGCUAAGCUUCACCAGCAAUAAAUCUUAGUGAAUCUGCAGCAAGCUGUAAAAAAGAAGAAAAAGUAGAAAGUGCAAUCAAUUCAUAAAAAAAUUCUUAACUAAAAUCUCAAUUAAGCGACUCAUAAUCACCUGCUGUCAAUAUCCAUGAUUCAGAAAAGACAACAGCCUUCUCCCCUAGAAAUUUUUAAACUCAUAACAAUACUACAACUUAAAAAACAGCCUAAACAGAAUAAAUUUAAAUUUAAGAUAAGGGAACUAGCUCUCAACAAUUAGAAAUAAAAUAGGAAAAUUUGAGUAGUUUUGCUAGAAAUAUAGGACAAAGUGGAGUUUUUUCACCCUCUUCAUUUUCCUCAAACAAAUCUGUAGCUGUUUAAAUAAUAGCAAAUAAUACGGAGGCGACAUAAAAUCAAGAAGAGCAACCAACGAUUCAUCCAUUUUUAAAACAAGCAGUUUCUUAAGAACCUUAAUCUGAAAAAUAAAACCACGAAAAUAUUAAAAAAGAAUUAUAAGAAUCUCAAAAUAUUCAAGUAGAGUUAUAUGAAGAAAUAGAUCCUUUUACAUAUUCGAUUGAAAACUUUAAAGUUGGAAAAAAACUAGGGCAUGGUAAAUUUGCAGACGUAUAUGUGGCAGUUGAUAAGCACACUGGAUUCAGAGUUGCAUUAAAACAAAUUAGAAAGGAGACAAUUAAGGAAUUUAAUCUUUACUAAGAUAUUUUAAAUGAAAUUAAAGUUCAAGGAAUUUUAUCACAUCCUAACAUAAUCAAACUCUAUGGGUUCUUUAUAGACAAUGAUAGUAUCUAUUUGAUCUAGGAACUAGCUAUAGGAAAAGAACUAUUUACAGAGUUGAAAUCAACUAUUUAUAAAAAAUUCACUGAAAAUAUAACUGCAUUCUAUGUAAGAUAAGUGAUUGAAGCCUUGAUUUACAUGCACUCUAAAAAUGUGGUCCACAGAGAUCUCAAACCUGAAAAUAUUAUGGUUCAUAACGGUUUAUUAAAGAUAUGUGAUUUUGGGUAUGCUGCAAUUGUUUAAAAGAAUAAAAUGAGAAGCACAUUUUGUGGCACUCUUGAUUAUGUCAGCCCAGAAAUGGUACAAGGUAAAUCCUAUGAUUUCUCAGUAGAUGUUUGGAGUGUAGGAAUUUUGACUUAUGAGCUCCUAAUUGGCCAUGCUCCUUUUGCAGCCAAAAGUCAUGAUGCCACAUUUGAUUAGAUUCUUAAUGGUGAACUGAGAUUCUCUGGUCCUAUUUCAUUUGAAGCAGGUGACUUCAUCUCUAGAAUAUUAGAAAGAGAGCCAAACAGUAGAAUGAAUCUAACAUAAGCUCUUUAACAUCCAUUUAUAUAAAAUGAAUACAUAAGGCGUCUUCAAAGCGAAAAAGGAGGAGAAAUUGACUUCGCUGAUUUUAACAAAUUAUGA
This is a messenger RNA of Tetrahymena thermophila SB210, 4137 nucleotides long. RefSeq names its product Serine/Threonine kinase domain protein. Gene Ontology annotation, molecular function: ATP binding; protein kinase activity. The transcript is spliced from 5 exons. Gene Ontology annotation, biological process: regulation of cytokinesis; mitotic spindle organization; protein phosphorylation. The record is from RefSeq and is a predicted model, not a curated record. Lineage: Eukaryota; Ciliophora; Oligohymenophorea; Hymenostomatida; Tetrahymenidae. Gene Ontology annotation, cellular component: spindle pole centrosome; chromosome passenger complex; spindle midzone.